Molecule: messenger RNA, 432 nt
Organism: Auanema sp. JU1783
Lineage: Eukaryota; Metazoa; Nematoda; Chromadorea; Rhabditida; Rhabditidae
Source: the annotation of a GenBank genome assembly
AUGCUUCGUGUUACUGUUCUUUGCUUACUUGUUGCCACAACUACUGCCUUACUUGGUUUCGGUGAUAAACAGGCUGCUGCUGCCAAAGGUAAACUCUUGUGCAAUGGUGAGCCAUUGGAGAAUAUUCGAAUUAAGUUGUAUGAGAAAGAACUAACUUUCGAUGUGAAGAUGGGAGAGACAACCACAAACUCAGAUGGAGAGUUUGAGGUUUCCGGUUGGAAGACAGAAUACUCCAAAAUUGAGCCAAAGGUUAAUAUCUAUCACAGAUGUGGUUUCACUGGAAUGCUCUCAAGCACCUGCUAUAAGAAGUUCUCCAUCUAUAUUCCAACGAACUUCAUUAAUGUAGGAGAAACAGCAGAACGUGUGUUUGACAUCGGAACAUUGAAUAUGGCCGGAAAAUUCAGUGGAGAAUCAAUUGAUUGCUUCAACUAA